AUGAAAUCAACCGUCCUUCUCGCUGCUACCGCAGCACUGCUCGGCCUCACCACGGCUAUCCCCAUCGAAGCACCCGAAGUCAGCGACAUCGAGCGCCGCUCCGCACCCACAUACGACCUCGCCAUAGGGGGUGGUCGCUUCAACAUGAACGAGCUCCAGUCCUACAGCUUGUUCUACGCCAACAGCUCUGCCUACAUUGGACAGAUCAAGUACCAAUCCUACUCGGAGCCGCUGAUCGUCUCCGGCGCCAAAAACGGCAUCGACACGCUGACCUUCCAGUCCAUCCACACCAGCCCGACUGGCUGGCAGCAAAUGUACGUGGUGCCCCAACAGUCGAAGCCCGUCGGAUUCAGUACGCCACACGGCUCCCCGCCCUCCGGCGUCCGCACCAACGAAUUCAGCUUCACGUGGAACGGGUCCCUGCAGAACCACGGACGCAACUUCUUCUACGCGUGCCAGGAUGCGGCAGGCACCCUGGCGGCGAUCAACAGCUACCAGAUCUGGUGGAUCGCAGAUGGGUUCCCACGCGGAUGGACGUGCAAGGGUCCUCUGAACAUUCACGCCGCCGACGGAUGUGCCAGAAGCCUAUAA
Molecule: messenger RNA, 591 nt
Organism: Fonsecaea erecta
Lineage: Eukaryota; Fungi; Ascomycota; Eurotiomycetes; Chaetothyriales; Herpotrichiellaceae
Exons: 1
Coding region: 1-591 (196 amino acids)
Source: RefSeq, a predicted model, not a curated record